This is a messenger RNA of Ruditapes philippinarum (Manila clam), 2263 nucleotides long. RefSeq lists its product as uncharacterized. The record is from RefSeq and is a predicted model, not a curated record. The transcript has 8 exons. NCBI's taxonomy places the organism in Eukaryota, Metazoa, Mollusca, Bivalvia, Venerida, Veneridae. The coding region runs from base 460 to 1512 and encodes 350 amino acids.
AGAAAUAAAUUAGGUUAUAAUUUUUCUAUGUUGCAAAAUAUUUGUUAAACGAUUAACGUUGUCAGUGCCGACUAUUAUCUUGUAACGUAAGUUUGAAGUUUCGGUACUCGAUAUUUAGUGUUUAAAAGGAUAAUGUGUGCAUAAUUUUAUCAAUAAGAAUUAUACGUAUUGUAAUAUACUUGUUUACAAUUCGAAAUUUCAAGCAACUUAUUGUUUCUCUAUUCCAUGCUAUACUAAUACACAUUUCUAAACCUUCUUACGAGGCUAGGAAUCUUACAUUGCAUCUUUCCAUCUAGACAAAAAAUCAUAAAUGAAUUGAAAUCAGGUCCUUAAUUUGAAUCUUCAUAUUUAAGGAUAUGGCCUUGAGGGAAUCAUAAAACUCAAAUUGAAAUGUAUUUUAAAUGUUUUUCCAGAAGACUAUUAUAAAAAUAGUUUAACUAUUAUGUUUUAUAGUGUUUAAUGAUAAACCUGAAUUAUUUAUAUUUUACAGUCUCGGGUAAUUAUGUCCUCUCGAACCAAAAGUUUACAUGGCAUGGUGCAAAGAGUAGAGGCAACUUUGCAACUCCUAACAUAAAUAUUAUGAGCUCAUUGGUUACUGUAGACAAUUUAAAUAACUUGAAAAAUGAAGAAGCCUGGGUUGGUUAUUAUUCGAAGGAAACAGCGUUUGCGUACAUUGGAUGUUUGUUGAUCAAGAAUGAGAAUCCAAAAGCUUUGUUUUCUCGGGCGAACAACAACCCAGGCAUUUGCUUUUCAGUGUGCAAAAAAUACAAUCAGAAUUAUAUUGGUUUAAACGGAGGCAAGUGCUUUUGUAUGCAAGAAAGGCCUAGUAAAAACAUAAAUCGGCCAGCAUGUGAUAUUUCGCCAGAUGGUAUUUUUGUAAAAGGUGGAGUACAUAAAGCUGAUGACUAUAUGUCAAUAUACGUAAGGAUAAAAACAGAUAUAAAUGUUACAAACCAUAACGGACAAAUUGGUGGCAAAUGUCUUUCAUUUGAGAGAAAAUCGACGAUAGAAUACCAGUGGAGUGCUUGCAUCAAUUCCUAUCAGUUUUUAUGUACAAAAAAUUCGAAUCAACAUGCUGAAUUUCAGAAUUUGCCUCUCAGUGCAUGGAGGCAUUAUGUUAAAACUUGUUUUGAACAUAACUGCCUUCCAAUCACCUAUAACGACAAGUUGAGUUCAACGGUAGAUGAGAAUGUUGGUCUUUCAUGGACAAAUGUUAUACGCAGUGAUGUUAUAUAUAAAUAUCAUGAAACUUCAAAUGUAAUAAGUAUAGAUGGAAGUGAAAAGUACGGAUUCAUUAAGAAAAGUGGAAAUAUUACAAAUAUGUAUUUUACAAAUAACAGUGCCAACAGUAAAUGGUACCUUCUUCAAACUCGUAAAUUGACGGAACCAAAUGUUCUCACAACUUUUACCUCAAGAAAUGCAACACAAACAACAUUUGCUUCUGUUACAUCAAAUCAUUUCACACCUCCCGUCGAUAAUACUCACAUUAUAAUUAGUAAAGAUUUUUUAUGAAAAAAUUAAUCUCCAGGAAUUAUAAUUCUUCUUAUAGGUCUAUGUAAACAAUUUGUGCUAAAAUGUCAUCUGUUUCAAAUGACCCAAUAACCUCUUCCUCGAUAUAUUUUUUUCCAGAAAUAUAACAUAAACAUUCAUUUUCAUACAAAUGCUUUCAAUGUUAGAAUUUCAUACAAUCAUUCUAUAUCAGUUUUUUUAAUUGGGUAAAUGACAAACUGAUAUAAUUUUUUUAAUGUUUGUUUUAUUUUCCAACGUAGGUUCUGACGUCACUAUCAUUAUCGUCAUCAUAUCAGUUGUAGCUGUAAUCUUAGUUGCUGUUGUUGUUGUUAUUGUAUUUUUAGUGUUACAAAGACGGGGUCAACUUCCAAGCAUGUGUAUCAGAUUGUCUGCCUUAGAUAUGUUUUCUAAAAGAACACCUGACCAAUUUCCUGCUGAAAGCAACGUUCAUUGUGAAUUUCAAGGGUCUGCUAAUGAACAAAUUGAUCAACGUAAUAGUUAUGUCAAUGAAGAAGCCAUAGAAAAUAUCCAUUUAGACAAUAAUGGCUAUUGCAUUCUCGAGCCAGGUGCUGUUGAAAGUCAAUCGUAUGACAUGCUUGAUGUGUCAUAGAAAAACUGAUGAUUAAAACAUUGAUAUUAAUAAUGGAUCCGGUGGAAAAUAUGAAAAUGUUAAACAUCUUUGUUUGUGAAAUUUAAGAUGCGCAAUUGUGAAUGCUUCAUUUUUGUAUACAACUAUGUAAAAUCAUGUAACUAU